AUGCGGGAUGUUAUGAAGAUGAUUGCAGACACGACACAUUGCUAUGACCAACAGCCCCUUGACAUCUGCACUCCAUACAAUGAAAACGACACCGAGAUUGUGCGGGGUUUAAUCAACUGCACCAGCUACGACCCUGAAUAUAAAGUUCUCGCCCUGGCACUUGCGCUCAAUGCUUCUGUGGCAGCAACUCUUUCAGAAGAAGACCGCAACGAAAGUUUCGCCAUUACAGAGUUUAUUGUACGGUGGUGCUCCAAUGGGUAUGCUCUACCAAGCAAUAUUUUCAACUACACAUGCGAGCAGUACUUGGCUAUGGUUCCAGUUACCUGUGACACUCCGGUUACAUUGAGCGUUCCUGAUAUCAACGGCUUGGGGACGUGCGCUGAGCGAAACAAGAUCGCAAAUCACUGCAUGGAAGGAGACAACAUCACCUGGCAAACUUUUCAGGAUCUGCUUGGCUUAGUACGGUGUAUCUACUUUAGCAUUGUACCAAGCCUUCCAUUUCCGGAUGAUUGAAGAACUUACAAGAAACCAAUCGAAAGGCAUGCGAUGCAUGGUAUCUUGGACUGCUACAAACGUAGUCAGAUGUCGCUUAACUAAAUAAAGUGCACAAGUUUUA
Messenger RNA from Rhipicephalus microplus (southern cattle tick), 616 nucleotides. RefSeq lists its product as uncharacterized. NCBI's taxonomy places the organism in Eukaryota, Metazoa, Arthropoda, Arachnida, Ixodida, Ixodidae. The record is from RefSeq and is a predicted model, not a curated record.